CAAAAAGAAAGCUGCUGAUUUUCAUUUUUUGUCUUCUGCGCGCCUUUCCUUUCUUCCUGCUGUCUGUCGUUCCUCUGCAACUCCUUCGAGACGCCCCGUCUCUCUCGUUCUGUCUCCAACGCCUGCGGCUCUUCUCGCUUUUUCCGACCUUCUCGCAGCGCCUUGCGGUCUUCUCCCUGUUGACACCUUCGUUCUCCUCUCCUCCUUUGUUCUCUUCACCAUUGGUGCUUCUGCCAGGUUCGUUCUCUUGUCACUUCGCCCUUCUUUCAGCUUUUCUUCGAUCGGCGACGGGCGCCGCGCAUCGGGAGAGACCCCCGCGCCUGCUGCAGCUCUCAGCCAGGAAGGAGAGACACCGCAGGACAGCGAAGCACUGCGCCACAGGUUCAGGAUAUUCAAGAGGGAGGAGCAGCUUGAGAGGCAGAGGUUCCCGCAGCGUUUCGCAACUCGCUGAGAACGCAGGAAAGCCGUCCUUCUUCUCGCCCCCGUUGCCGCCUUUUUCUCUGCAGGCGCGUGCAGCGUCCACCUGCGCGUUUUACUUCCUGGAGUUCACUGCACUUGACUUCCUGGCAAGGCCUCCCGUUGCGCAGGCAGCAGCCAGACAGAACGCGAGACGGGAGCGCGCCGAGCGUCAGAUGUGACGCAGAAAAGAAUUCAAGAGAGAAAGAGAGAGAAAAAGAGAGAGAGGGCGACUGAGAGACAGGGAGAGAGACAGACACACAGACAGAGAGAGAGAGAGGAAGAGGGAGGAAAAAGCAGAGUGAGGACAGCUGGAAACGGAGAAGGGAGAUGAAACAGCAGGUAAAAACAGGAUGAAGAAGACGAGAGGCGAGGAGGAUCGACGCCACUGAAGUGGAGAUCGCGGACUCCCUGGAAAUUUUAAAGAAAUCGGUGCCAGAAGAGCCAAGAUGACCUCGCUUGCCCCGUCGGCGAGGAAGCGCCUGCCUGCCGUCUCCUCGUCGUUCUUCUCUCUCUUGUCUCGCGGAAGUCAGGCAAGGCACCGCGCGACAGCGUCUGCGUCCGUGAGGCGGUUGAAAGAGAAAAGAGAAGAAAGACGAAGGUGCUCUUGGCUCGACGAGCGAGGCGAUAGAUGCCGACUGGGAGAAAACGCGGUGGAAAACAGAGAUGGAGGCGAUAGCAACAGAGUGAGGACAGAGAGGGAGAGGAGCACGAGACAACGGGGAGACCUCGAUGUCGCCUCUCCAAGUGAUUUGGGGCCUCCUGACGUUUUACCCAGCUCUCACUUCGCCUUUUGGUAUCCUUCUUCUUCUUGUCACAGUCUCAAAGGUUCGGCCAUUCCAUCCUGUACUCCUCUACCAUUCUUCUCUCGGACAUCGACGCGUCUCUCCCCGUUCCCUUCUCCUCUAGCGCCUUCUUCUUCUUCUUCUUCUGCUUCUUCUUCUUCUUCUUGUUCUUCUGCUUCUUCGUCUUCUUCUUCUUCUUCUUCUGCUUCUUCUUCUUCUUCUCCUCUCUGUUCGUCUGCGGCGCUGGCGGCUGUGGUGCGGGAUGCGACGGCAGCGGUGAAGAGGAGUCACCACGAUUCUUCUCUCUGGCGGUCGUUGGGCGAUGAAGCCUCUCUCCUGCUUCUUCGCCUCCAAGACGAAAUGCACUGCAGCGGCGGAGGCUGGAGGCUCUCAGGGGACUCCUGCGACUCUGACGACGAGGCACAAGGCACCGGGCGCGACGUCGAAGCUGGCGGAUCUCUCGCUGCCUCUGGGGCAGUCGCAGCGCCUGUGGCUGCGCGCGACGCGCGUGCAGACCUCUCUUCCUUUGGUCGCGACCUGAGCAUGCUGGUGAAUCGCUUCAAACAAAUGCGUUUUUUCCAUGCGCGGUUCUUGCAGACGGCGGAACAGGCUGCUCUGGCGUCUCUCGAGCUUCUCUCUCUGCACGACGCUGCCCUUCUCGCGGCCUCCUUCGCUGCUCUCGAGUGCAACAGUCCCUCUUUCUUCUUCUCGCUUGCAGAUCACAUCUGCCGCGUUUCGACUUCUCCCUCGCCCCCCGUCGCUCGCGCGGCUCAAGCCGCUCUCCGCGUUCUUCGUCAGUCUUCUUCUCCUUCGUCUCCGGCCUCUCCGUCGUCUUCGCUUCUGGCGCCCGCAUCUGCGUUGUCGGUCGCGCGUCGCCGGGACUUGUUUCUGUCUUCGCUGCCUCCGUCGGCAUCCUAUCCGCUUUCACUGUUGCUCGCCACAGCACGAGAACCUGGCGGCAAGUGCCACAGUCGCUUGCACUUUCCCCGCAACUCUCGGGGGGCGGCGGCGCUCUCAGGACUGUGCUUGGCCGUCGCUGACGAGAUCGAGGUAAAUCUCGCGCUCUCCUGGGUCCACUUGCUCUCGGGAUUUGCUCGAGCCCACAUCGCGCAUGCGGAUCUCUUUGAAGUCGCUGCGCUGCCUCUCUCCUCGUUCCUGGAGACGAAGGCUGCGUCGCUCCUCAUUCUGCAGCGGCGAGCUCUCGAGAGACGCAGCGUCGCACGCGCCAGACUGGCAUGCCCCGCCGGCGCUCGCAUGCAGGUGUCUCUCUCUGUGGGGCUGCGGGGAGCCCGCCGAAAAGGACAGGCGACCGCCGAGGAGACCGCCGAGGAGACCGACACAGAAGGCGUCGCGGCGCUCCACGGAGACCUCAUUCGGCCUGCAGGAAGUCGCGGGGGAGGAGCCGCGCAUGCAACGAUGCCCGGAAGGACCGUCGCGAAAGUUGUCGAAGCGUAUGCCGCAUUUCGAUAUAAACAUGAGAGACUCUUGAGAGCAGCGACCUCGACGGUGUCCUUCCUUUCGUUCACUGACAGCGACGUCGAGUCGCUUCGGCGCUCCUUGGAGACACUCGACUUCCAGUCGCCAGAACUCGAGCGAGUCGCUGCUCUGCGGACCUCCGCGUCUCGAUAGGUUCAGCGAUCCACCCUCGCAACGCCACCCAGGACGGUAGUAGUGCCCAGGACAAGGAGGAACUGGCAGUUCCAGGUUUACCGCUUCCAGAGAUAUGUGCAUCCACCGAUGCAGAGACGCUCUUGUUUGCAUGCGGAUCUACGCCUGUGCAUCUACAUCUACAUUCACAUCUAUCCAUAGACAUGCAAACAUACAUAUAGAUGUACAUGGAUAUGUAUAUCUAUCUAAGUAUAUAUAUCUAUGUAGGUAUGUAUGUAGGUAUGUAUGUAGGUAUGUAGAUAUACGUGUAUGUGCUUGUCAAUAAGGACUGCCUUUGUAAAUGUGGAUCUAACGUGCUUGGGAUAUGUUGUGAGGUAUUUUGCAAUGCUCGCGAGGUAAACAGAGACAGAGUGCGGUCUCUGGAACGACGACAGGCAAAGCCGUCGCCGGCGUCCUCUCGCUGGUUUCCGCGUGCAAACGAAUCUAAGCAAAGCCAGCUCUUGGCUUCCCCACGCCUCCCCAACACACCGCGCGUCGGGUUCGGCUUAUAGACGGAGACUGCCGCGACGCGUUUGGAAGAACGUGGAGAGAGACACUCCCCCUGCGUCUGUGGACUGCUCCCUCCCGGGCGCCUGGGCGCAGGCCUCGAAGGCACUACUGGGCGGCGCAUGCUUGCACUGAGGAAAGUGGAAAUGCGCGUUCAGCGCGCGCGCGCAGACGAGCGAAAGAAGCAGAAGAGUUUCCGCAGCGAGACGAGUUCUUCUGAGACCCGUACACGACGCACCACGACAGCCUUGCUUGCAACGCAUGCAGCGACAGAGAAGACAGCAGCAAAGCCGGCAGACAAAGUCCAUCCACCAGACAGGCGGUUCAUUUAUGAAAACGAUUCAGAUGCUAGCGAGAUGCGUAACAAUCCUCACAGAACGAAAACUCCACAGAUG
Molecule: messenger RNA, 3790 nt
Organism: Toxoplasma gondii ME49
Lineage: Eukaryota; Apicomplexa; Conoidasida; Eucoccidiorida; Sarcocystidae
Exons: 3
Coding region: 906-2870 (654 amino acids)
Source: RefSeq, a predicted model, not a curated record